CGCGACCGGAACCUCCGAGAAAGUUCCCGAAGCUGUGCCGGUCGUUUCCGGAGGCGCUUGAGUGUCGGAGACUUGGCAAUCCCAGUGGCGCCGGCUUGUGACGAGGAGCUAUGGCUUUGCUGUGUUAUAACCGCGGCUGCGGCCAGCGAUUCGAUCCCGCGACCAACGCGGACGAUGCCUGCACAUACCACCCAGGAGUUCCAGUCUUUCAUGAUGCAUUAAAGGGUUGGUCUUGCUGCAAGAGAAGAACAACUGAUUUUUCUGAUUUUUUAAGUAUUGUGGGCUGUACAAAAGGGAGGCAUAAUAGUGAGAAGCCACCUGAGCCGGUGAAACCUGAAGUCAGGACUGAGAAGAGAGAACUAUCUGAAUUGAAACCCAAAUUUCAGGAGCACAUCAUCCAAGCCCCUAAACCAAUAGAAGCAAUAAAAAGACCAAGCCCUGAUGAACCAAUGACAAAUUUGGAAUUGAAAAUAUCUGCCUCUCUUAAACAAGCACUUGGUAAGCUUAAACCAUCAUCAGGGAAUGAAGAAGAUAAGAAAGAAGAAGACAGUGAUGAAAUUAAGAUUGGUACCACAUGUAAAAAUGGAGGGUGUUCAAAGACAUACCAGGGUCUACAGAGUUUGGAAGAAGUCUGUGUGUAUCAUCCUGGAGUACCUAUUUUCCAUGAAGGGAUGAAGUACUGGAGCUGUUGUAGAAGAAAAACUUCUGAUUUCAAUACAUUCUUAGCUCAGGAGGGCUGUACAACAGGGAAACACAUAUGGACCAAGAAGGAUGCUGGGAAUAAAGUUGUUCCAUGUCGACAUGACUGGCAUCAGACAGGGGGUGAAGUCACGAUUUCAGUGUACGCCAAAAAUUCACUUCCAGAACUUAGUCAAGUGGAAGCAAAUAGCACAUUGUUAAAUGUGCACAUUGUAUUUGAAGGAGAGAAGGAGUUUCAUCAAAAUGUGAAAUUAUGGGGUGUGAUUGAUGUCAAACGAAGUUAUGUAACUAUGACUGCAACAAAGAUUGAGAUCACCAUGAGAAAAGCUGAACCUAUGCAAUGGGCAAGCCUUGAACUACCUGCAGCUCAAAAGCAGAAAGAACAAAAAGAAGAUACAAAGGAAUGAGUUGAAAGACAAAAAGCUUUAUUACCUGUUUUAGGAUUUAUAGCAUGAGGUGAAGUGUUGAUUUGCUGCUCUAGUCCUUUGUUUUGUUAUUGAUGCUGUUGAAUCUGGCAUUUUGUGUUAAACAGUAGAGCUUUUUCCUUCCUUCCUUCCUUCCUCCCUCCCUCCCUUCCUUCCUCUCUUACACACACACACACACACACACUCACUCACUCACUCACUCACUCACUCACUCACUCACACACUCCUAUAUAUCAGAGCACAUCUUAGCUCUGACUACUGGUGGUGCCAAGGACUAAAUCUGAGAUCUCUUGAAUGCAUGUCCUGUGUGCUACCACUGUGAAUCUUCCUGAAAAAUGUAGGUUCUCAAAAGCCAAAGUCAAUUUGUCAUUUUGUGCCUCUCAUCUUUGAGUUACAUGAGAUUGCUUAUUAAUUUUCCCAUACCAGUAGAGCUUUAAUGUGUCCUCUACUUGAGGAAGUUAGAAAAAGCUCUUAAAUAGCUAUAGUACAAUGUUAAGCUGAAAAAAGUAAAGAAAAAAUUGUUUUGCUCACCUCUCUUAUCUCAAUAAAGCAAGUUGGAAUGUC
Molecule: messenger RNA, 1688 nt
Organism: Erinaceus europaeus (western European hedgehog)
Lineage: Eukaryota; Metazoa; Chordata; Mammalia; Eulipotyphla; Erinaceidae
Gene: CHORDC1
Product: cysteine and histidine rich domain containing 1
Exons: 11
Coding region: 111-1106 (331 amino acids)
Biological process (GO): centrosome duplication
Molecular function (GO): zinc ion binding
Source: RefSeq, a predicted model, not a curated record